AUGCAUUUCACCACGAUCGCUCCUCUUCUUUUGCUGGCUACCAAGCAGGUUGCUGCACAUGGCCUGAUUACUCGCAUUCAUGGUGCGAACGGUGUUGUAAUGCCGGGACUGACAGUUGUCGAUGGCACUCCACGUGAUUGUCCCUCUGGUGCGUGCGGCGGACAGAAAGAUACCGCAAUCAUCCGAGACCCAGAAAUGGGAACCUCUGAGGCAUCGGCUUUGGGACGCACUAUGAGUGGUCCUGUGGAUCCCAAACGAGUCAUCGUGCAGUUCAUGGGCUCUAGUGCCCAGAAACGGGCUCACACACGCCACUUCCCUCAAGCUCGCCAGCUGGCCAAUGACGCGGCUAGUAUCUUCACUACUGCCGGUGGAACUGUUCUCAAUGGCGCUCAGGAUCUUGCAGACGCAACGCCCUUGGGUAAUGUUGUCAAAGGUGCCCAGUCUACUGUUGAUACCAUGACAGCUGGAGCUACAGGGACCAAGCCUGGUGUUAUGACACCCGAUGGUACCGUGGAGAAUGGGCUCCAAGAAUAUGCUGGCAAGGGGGCUGCCCACGGCUUGCCUUCUGUUUCUGGUGAUGGAUACAUCACCGUGAUUUACCAUCAGGUAAACCAAGACGGCGCGGGCCCACUGCACGCAGACGUCGACGCAACCAGCGGCGGUACGGACCCCAAAGCAUUCAAACCGGCCAAGGUUGUCGAGAAUAUCCCGGGUGUUGCGGGAGCCUCAACCACCAGCACCAUGGAUUUCGAGGUUAAGAUUCAAGUCCCCGCAGGCACGAAAUGCACCGGUGUUGUUGACGGCAUCGAAAACGUUUGCAUCGUGCGUGUCAGGAACAGUGCCAUUUCCGGUCCCUUUGGUGGUUCCGCUGCUUUCACAAACUGA
Messenger RNA from Penicillium cinerascens, 885 nucleotides. Its product is annotated as DUF3129 domain-containing protein. The transcript has 6 exons. Lineage: Eukaryota; Fungi; Ascomycota; Eurotiomycetes; Eurotiales; Aspergillaceae. The record is from RefSeq and is a predicted model, not a curated record. Bases 1 to 885 code for a protein of 294 amino acids.